CAUCUAGAUUGAAGAUUCACCUCAGACUUCAGCAGCAUCACCUAGCCUCUUCAUUAAUCAAUCUUAAUUCCCUCAAAGCGUUUGAAACAUGCACUUUCAACCUACCUUGGUUGCCUCUCUGGCCAUCGCCCUCCCGGCCCUGGCCCUUCCCACAUCAUCUUCAGCUUCCCAGGCCAGUCUUCAAACUGCAGUGCCAGGGGAAUCUUCCCUCUUUGUGAACUAUCAGGGCAAGAACACCCCCCUCGCGGCAGAGUAUCUCCGAGCCAUCCCCGCGACAGGCUCAGGCCCUGCCGGGGCAGACGAUCUCCUCUUCCAAAACCUGCUCGCCGCCGAAUGGGCCAUCUACUCCUUCUACCAACUCGGGGCGGAGAUGUUCGACGCUUCCGACUUCCCUGACCCUUACCCCAAUACCACAUACGAGCGUCUUGUCCAGAUUCGCGAUAAUGAAGCCGGUCAUGUCCGCAUCUUCCAGGACCAGAUCUCCAACAACUCCGUCACGCCGGGCCCUUGUCAAUACAACUACAACGAGACCAUCCAGGGUGACCCUGUGAGCUAUCUCGCCUUGCAGGUCUUUCUUGAGGUGUCCAGUAUGGCCUUUCUCACUGGACUCAUCAACCAGGCCAGCCUGAACAUUUCCAAAUCGGCCCUGGUGGCGAUUGGACAGGUGGAAUCCCGCCACAACACCUGGGCUUUGAUUGAUGCAUGGGACGUGAACCCCUUCUCUGGACCCUCGGACACCAUCUAUCCCUACCCGAACCAGAUCCUGGAUUCAACCAACACAUUCAUUGUGGACGGCAGCUGUCCCUCCAUCAACCCGAUCUACCCUGAUCCUCGCCAGAACCUGCCUCAGCUGUCGUUCAACAAGACCGGGACCACUGGAACUCCCGGCUCAGAGAUUCAGAUCGUCUUCAAGCAAGCGGACAAUCAGCCUAGCUUUGAUGCCGAUACCGACUACUAUGCUGUCUUCUAUCACGGCUUGGACACGAUCAGUGUGCCGUUCGAUACCAGUUCCAACACUACUACAAUCCCCGCCGAAUUCGACAAGGAAGCUAGCAUCAUUAUUGUCAACAUUGCGGAUGAGAAAGGUGCUCCUACCCAGGAGAGUGUUGUUGCUGGGCCGUUGAUUAUUUUGGAGCAGCCGGGAGACUUGACUUUGGAGAUUAACACUGCUUAAAUGGAUUAAAUUAUGUACCAUAGUCUUUCUUUUCUAUUGACAUACACAGCCCUUGCACUCUUAUGGUGUAUUGUUCUCUAAAUGUAUACCUUCCAAGCAGCACACAGAUAUUAUUAGAUUUAUAACAUUUAUUAUAUCUUAUAAUGUCUUGCUUCUUAGGAAGUUUGGUAAAACCCUAUAACUAUUUUAUUUAAUAUGAGC
Molecule: messenger RNA, 1375 nt
Organism: Penicilliopsis zonata CBS 506.65
Lineage: Eukaryota; Fungi; Ascomycota; Eurotiomycetes; Eurotiales; Aspergillaceae
Exons: 1
Coding region: 89-1174 (361 amino acids)
Source: RefSeq, a predicted model, not a curated record